Molecule: messenger RNA, 2012 nt
Organism: Aquila chrysaetos chrysaetos
Lineage: Eukaryota; Metazoa; Chordata; Aves; Accipitriformes; Accipitridae
Gene: CITED4
Product: Cbp/p300 interacting transactivator with Glu/Asp rich carboxy-terminal domain 4
Exons: 2
Coding region: 142-756 (204 amino acids)
Biological process (GO): regulation of DNA-templated transcription
Cellular component (GO): nucleus
Source: RefSeq, a predicted model, not a curated record
CCGGGCGGCCCGCCCCUGCCCGCGUCCCUAUAACUGCCGGGAGCGCGGCGCCCCGCAUACGGCGAGUCGAGCCGAGCCAGGGCGGCACUGCUGGUGCGCGGACCUGCUGCCCGCCGGAGCCCCGGAUCGGGGCCUGGAGCCAUGGCUGAGCACAUGAUGAUGUCCAUGAGCCACGGUGGCACCGGGCUGCAGAGCUACCGCAUGGGGGUGAGUGGGCUGCAGGGACCCCCGCAGCACGGGCAGCAUGUGCUGAGGACACUGCCUGCCGCCAGUCAGAUGAUGCCCUACGGAGGGGCUGGCAUGGAUGGUGCAAUGAGGCCAAGACCCAACCUCAGCGGACAGAUGGGCCACCACCAGAUGCAGAAUGCGAUGAUGUUCAAUGGCCCAAGUCAGCAGCAGCAGUACAUGGGGCCGGUGGGCACCCAGCAGCUAAUGGCUAGCAUGCACCUACAAAAACUCAACACCCAGUACCAGGGUCACCCGCUGGGUAUGAGCAACGGGCCCAUGGGAGCUGGUGCCCAGCAGUACAGAGUGGGGCCAAGCCAGCACCCAGGCAUGCAGCACAUGCCCUCACCAGCGCUGACCUUGAACGUUAUGGACACUGAUCUCAUAGAUGAGGAGGUCUUGACAUCCCUUGUCCUGGAACUGGGGUUGGACCGGAUUCAGGAGCUGCCAGAGCUAUUCUUGGGACAGAACGAGUUCGACUUCAUUUCAGACUUUGUUAGCAAACAGCAACCCAGUGCCAUCAGCUGUUGAGGGGCUUUGAGCUCCUCCUUGUGUCUUGGUGUUUUGAGUUUGUUUCUAAAUUCCUUCUCCACCUGCCAUCCUCCUCCCUUCCCCUGCCUUGCCCUGUCCUGGAUUCCUAACCUCCCCAAAGAGACAAUCAUCGGACACUGGCUUGCAAUGGAUUGCUUUUCUCUUCUGUGUGGUUUUCCUGUGUGGGAGUUCCUGGGGAGGGGGUGUGUACCCCAAACAGAGAGCAGAUCAAGAGCUCUUGCUGUAGAGCUGCCUCUAAAUGGCAUUAACAGGAUUUCUGGCUUAAGUAGAAAUAAUGGACUUACGACUUUCCACAACUAGGCUUUGAGCGCAGGAAGCAAUGGGCAGCUGGCAGCACUGCCGGUAGCUGGAUUGCUCAAGGAUUCUGUGGUGCCAGCGAAGUUAAAGGAUCCCCUGAGAGAGGAUUGUCUCCCUGGUGCAUGGUUUGAACCAGUUUCCCCUUGCAAACAUGGGUGGGGUUAGAUAUUUGUUGGGACUUUUUACUGUGACAGUAAAUAGGUCUUCAGUCUUGUCUGUUCAGCUCGGAAAGGGGGCACUUCCCCUCCAGCAGGCUUUUUUCUAACUGGCUGAGCAAAAUAAAGUAUGCCUUGGGGAAGGGUGUGCGUAUGUGCCUAAAUGUUCAUCUCUGUGAAACUUCGGAUCUCUGACCUGUACAGCUAAUCAACUGUAAAAUCUACAAAGCAUUUGAGGUUGAUUCAGGCAUAAGGCUUAAAGCUGCAGUCUAGCUCCACUUUUUUCCACCUCUGAAACCAAAUAAAGACCAUGUAACUGUAUAUUCCAGAUCUAAUCUUAUUUAUUUUCCUAUGAUUAUUUAUUUGCAAGGAGUUAUUUUGUUAUUUGGCUUUGGGACUGCUGGGAAGGAUGCAUGGAGAGUACUGCAGCUUUAAGAUGCUGGCUUCAAAAAAAGAAAGCCUGGGAUAGUUUUCAAGCUGCUCUGCAGAUAGUCACUUCAACCUGAGAUCUUUGUGCUGAACGCAUAGGACUGUAAAUCCAACACCUUUCUGAAUGUGAUAAAGAUGACUCGAUUUCUAAUUCCCUUACUCAGAAAAGGUUAAAUGUAAAAGCUAGUGGGGUUUUGUUUCCUUUGCGGUCUCUUGUUUCCAGGCACUGUGCAAAGCUCCUGUUAACUCCUAGUUGCUGCUGCCCCCUGCUGCUGACAGCUCCUGGCAGCUGUCACUCGACAACCAAGUGAGAAUGUACAGAUGAAUUUGCAAAUAAAAGCUGAAAUAUCUCCA